This is a messenger RNA of Neurospora crassa OR74A, 2762 nucleotides long. Its product is annotated as high affinity glucose transporter RGT2. Gene Ontology annotation, biological process: transmembrane transport; carbohydrate transport. Gene Ontology annotation, cellular component: membrane. The transcript has 4 exons. The coding region runs from base 691 to 2523 and encodes 610 amino acids. NCBI's taxonomy places the organism in Eukaryota, Fungi, Ascomycota, Sordariomycetes, Sordariales, Sordariaceae. Gene Ontology annotation, molecular function: carbohydrate:proton symporter activity. The record is from RefSeq and is a predicted model, not a curated record.
CUCAGUCCCUCUCCAUUGUCGUUUGGCCGCCUCUCCUACUCUUUCGCGAUCUGAGUGCUUCUCUUUCCAUUUCCCUUUCUUUGUUACACACGCUCUUGGAAGUUUGCCAAGUGGUGUGCUCACUGCCCAGUCACUUUCUACUGCUUUUGCGUCGGAGAACGGACAGGCGUGAGCUUUGAUUAUAUCCCAUGCUCGGCAUUUUAUCGCCUAGUACCCCUACCGGACACUUUCCCACACCCCCCAACCGUGUUCUCACCCUUCCCUUCCCCGUUCGCUUUCGUCUUUUGUAGUUCCUUUCAGGUUUAGUGCACGGCAGACUCCAUGACCCUUAGCCCCAGUUCUGUUUGUCUUACACAGUAUAGUCGAUCCCCAUGUAUCGGUUCCCGCUUUACUCUUGCCGUGGGAUUCAACAGAAAUUUCUAUAACACAUCCCGCACACCAUACACACGCCUCGAGCUCCCUUCUGGGGACUUUUUUCUCCCUUCUGUCUGGUUCUUGUCCUUCUUGCGUGUGUGAUAUACGAACCCUUCGGAUGUUUAGAAUCCAUUCCUGGUCCAACAGAUAAACGUCGACAUAGAUAUUCCGAAAACCGCAUAGACGACCUGAUACGGCUUUGGGUGCGCGAAGUCUUCUCUAUAAGAGGAUCACCAACUCGGUUCGGGCUUUGACUGGGAAAGGAAUUGAAGGAGGAUGGUCAGCGCCUUACUCCCCUUUGAGGGGCCGGCGGAUCUUUCGAGGAUAGAGGCCCCGGUUACCUUGAAGGCUUACCUUAUCUGCGCUUUUGCAGCAUGUGGUGGACUAUUCUUUGGCUAUGAUACGGGUUGGAUCAACGGCGUGCUAGGCAUGCCUUACUUUAUCACCCUUUACACGGGUUACUCGUACGACUACGACAGGAAACAGCCCAUCGGUAUCGACCCCGUCAACUUUGGCUUACCCUCGUCAACCAAAUCUCUCAUGACCUCGAUUCUCUCCUGCGGCACCUUCUUCGGCGCCCUCAUCGCCGGUGACAUUGCCGACUUCAUCGGCCGUCGGCUGACCAUCAUCAUCGGCUGUCUCAUCUUCUGCGUCGGCUGCGUUCUCCAGAUUGCCUCGACUAAUCAGACGGUUCUCUUCGUGUUUGGUCGACUCAUUGCGGGCUUGGGCGUUGGCUUCAUCUCAACCGUCAUUAUAUUGUACAUGUCCGAGAUCGCCCCCAGAAAGGUUCGUGGCGCGCUGGUGUCGGCGUACCAGUUCUGCAUCACCGUGGGAAUUCUGCUCGCCAACUGCGUUGUGUAUUCCACGCAGGAUAGAAACGAUACGGGCUCGUAUAGGAUUCCGAUUGGUGUGCAGUUUUUGUGGGCAUUGAUUUUGGGAACCGGGUUGUUCAUUUUGCCCGAGUCACCACGUUACCAUGUUAUGAAGGGUCAGCUUCAAUCAGCCGCCAAAUCUCUGGCUUAUGUUCGUGGACAGCCGAUUGAGUCCGAGUACAUCAAGGACGAGCUGGCUGAGAUUGUGGCGAACCAUGAGUAUGAGAUGCAGGUCGUUCCGCAAACGUCGUAUAUCGGAUCGUGGGUCGCUUGUUUCCACGGCUCGCUGCGCAAGGGUAACAGCAAUAUUCGUCGUAUCAUUCUGGGUUGUGGAUUGCAAAUGUGGCAGCAACUCACUGGAAUCAACUUCAUCUUCUAUUUCGGCACCACCUUCUUCCAACAACUCGGCACCAUCUCCAACCCCUUCUUCAUCUCCCUCAUCACCACCCUCGUCAACGUGCUCUCCACCCCCAUCUCUUUCGUCGCCGUCGAGUACCUCGGCCGCCGCUUCCUGCUCAUCUACGGUGCCAUGGGCAUGAUAAUCAUGCAAUACAUCGUCGCCAUAGUCGGCGUCACGGCCGGGCGCAUCGACGCCAACGACCCCGCCGCCGUCCGCGGCAUGAUCGCCUGCAUCUGCAUCAACAUUUUCUUCUUCGCCACCACAUGGGGCCCCACAGGGUGGGUUGUCAUCGGCGAGUGUUUCCCUUUACCGAUCCGCUCGCGCGGCGUGGGCAUUUCUACGGCCUGUAACUGGUUCUGGAACUGCAUCAUCGCCGUCGUGGCUCCCUACAUGGUCGGUAACUCAAAGGGUUCAGCAAACCUGGGUCCCAGGAUCUUCUUCAUCUGGGGAAGCCUGUGUAUCUUUUCCAUGCUGUUUGCGUAUUUCUUGGUCCCCGAAAUGAAGGGACUCACGCUGGAGCAGAUCGAUAAGAUGAUGGAGGAGGUCAGUCCGAGGAAGAGUAAGAAGUGGAUGCCCAAGACCACGUAUGUGGCAGAGCUGGCGAGGAGAGACGCCGAGAAGAGUAGGCAGCAGUGGAGGGAUGUUCAUGCCGCGACGAAUACGACGGGAGGAUUGGAGAGUGGUAUGAUGGGGGGCGGGUACCAAGAGGCGAACGAGAUGGGAGCCAUUGAUCCCUAUGGGCAUGGUCCUACACAUGGUGUCCAUGGGGGUAGUGGGGGUUAUGGAAACAGUAUGGGAAGGGAUCCAUAUGAAAGUCCAAAUACUGUCAGGUAUUGAUGGGACCUUCUUUUUGUUUAUUUUCUUCACUUUCCCUUUGUUCACCGCGGUCUGUUUGGUUUAUGGGAUAUCCACUCUCUUUUGUUGAUGGGAUUGUCGAUCGGGAUCAAGAAGACGAGUUAAGGAAUAGGAUGAGAGGAGAUCAUUAUAAGGGGGAUGUCCUUUUAUGAGGUUGACGGCGUUUACGUUUAAUGAAGCAGUGUUAGUUCGAGAUACCAACUACUAAGAUUUUACCCCUU